Suillus fuscotomentosus is the source of this 1704-nucleotide messenger RNA. RefSeq lists its product as uncharacterized. The transcript has 9 exons. The record is from RefSeq and is a predicted model, not a curated record. NCBI's taxonomy places the organism in Eukaryota, Fungi, Basidiomycota, Agaricomycetes, Boletales, Suillaceae. Bases 1 to 1704 code for a protein of 567 amino acids.
AUGUUUUCACUUCAAGGCGACUCAAGUUCCAGUGACAGAAAUUUCUACGGCCCUGGUUUACAGAGUCGACGACUCGGAUGGGGCGAGCCUUAUACUCCGUCCCGGCUAUCUCCAGGUAUGCCACCCAGUGACCCAUUUACAGAUUCAGCACCAGCACCAUUGCAAUGCAAUUAUCAAUUUCAUCAAGGCGCAUAUAUGCAUGAUAAUCAGCAAAUGACAGCCUUGCAUGAUCGCUGCAAGGCACUGGAGAUUCAGGUCAUCAAGCUGACUACUGAGCGUGAUACAUUGCAAGCAAAUUUUCAACAGCUUGCCAAUGCACUCCAGCAGUCUGGAAACCCCCUUACGCUCGAUCCUACAUUCUCUGCCCAGCUAGGCAGCAAUGACACUAAUCACCCCACGCCUCAAACACAUCCAAAAAUUCAUUUUUGGACCCAGAUAGACUACAUUGAAUGGCUCGAUACUUCCAUGGGCCGACUCUCUGACCGCGGAAAGCUAGGCUACCUCGAAGACGAAAAUGGUGGUCCGAUUGCCACAACUAUGGUCAAGGGUAUCCGUAAAGCCCUCCGCGCUGGUUGGUGUGAACUAACUAAUCGCAAACUCGCCCCGAAGACAUGGGGUGUUUUAUCUGCCUCUGGACGAAAGCUCAUUCACACCCUGAUGGAGGAUGCCUACCCCUUGCUAAAGUUUGCCGAUGGUGGAUGGAAAUUGGAGUAUCUUGCCAGUACAUCAUACUCUGCUUGGCAUAGAACCUAUCUUACUGAUUACAGAAACUGGAAGUCGAGGAAUCAUGGCAAUGAGGACGACGACGACGACGAAAGCGAUAAUGGAAACACUGGUAACUCACGAAGCUCAAACUCAAACGGUAAAAAGCGUAAGAAGGCAAAAUUCUCCAUCAAGUCCGAAGUCCCUCAAAAGAAGAUGAAAGUUAAUUCAGAGCCUCUUGAUAUGAUUCUACCACAGAUAUCCACCACCAAUAUACUGUCAUCAUCAACUCCGAGUACUCAGACACCAGACCCUUCAGCACCAGACUCUCCACACUCUCUGAUGGGACCGACCUCUCCGACACCAGAUGCUCCGACACCAGACUCUCCGAGACCCUCUCCAAUAGCACUGGCCCCUCUGACACUAGCCUCUCUAACAAUAGGAUCUCUGGCACCAGACUCACCACCCGAACUUCUGUCAACUGCUCCUGCACUGCUUGCUCCUGAGGCGGGCCUGGACUUGCAUGAUAAAGAAAAUGUCCCUUCUAAGCUUAUCGAUGCACCAACAUGUAUCAAUGUUGUAAUUGCAAAUCCACUGGCAGCACUUGCUCUCGCAGCGUCAAAAGUUCAGUUGCCACCUCUUCCUCUUGGACCCGCUCCUCCCCCACUCCCUUCUGCACCCAAUGGUGCUAAUUCUGAGUCGACCACUCAAAAUCACGCUAGUCUCCCCAUUGCCGACAAUGUUAAUGUUUCAAAGGCUGCAACGGGAUCUACGAAAAGCGGUGCCAAGGGUAAGAUGUGUCCAAGCAGUACUAAAAAUGGACGCAACUUGUGUGCCCAACGAUGGCUCAAGACAUUGAAGACAAAUGGAACGACCAAGGAAUUUUGUUCUUACUAUGGAGAUCUCACACCAGCUCAGCGAAAGGCAUAUGAUGACGAGUCAGCGUCAUUGGUUGCUAAUAAAUCCUGGAACAAGACCGCUUACAAUGGAACGAUAUACUAG